GGUUAUCAUUUCUGUUGUCAGCUAACUAAUAAUGGAUAAUAAAUUGUUGUGUAGUACCUUCCCACCCACCAUCAUUAGCAAGAAAACGCCCGAGACAGACUGUUCAUUUCCAUCUCCAGCAAGAAAUCGAAGAGAGUUUAGGAGAAAAAAUGGUCAAAGCAUUUUACUUUCUGCUCCUCCUCGCCGCCAUCUUCACCGCUGCACAAGCAAGAUCCAUCGUUCGACGACCUCAACCUCACUCAUCCUUCAAGAUCAACAUUACCCAGAUCAAUCCGAGGAGCUGUUCUUAUACGGUGAGAAUAGCCACAAGCUGUUCUUCACCCAGGUACACGCGUGAUCAAAUCAGCCUCUCCUUUGGCGAUGCCCAUGGCAACCAGGUUUAUGCUCCGAGGCUAGAUGAUCCCUCUAGAAGAACAUUUGAACGGUGUUCAACAGACACGUUUCAGGUAUUCGGACCAUGUACAUACCAGAUAUGCUAUUUGUAUCUCUACAGGAGUGGCUACGAUGGUUGGAGACCAUACUCUGUGGAGGUUUAUGGGUAUAAUGUGAAGCCUGUUACCUUCUAUUUUGAUGUAUUUAUACCCAGCAACAUGUGGUAUGGGUUUAAUUACUGUCGUCAACCCUAUGAUGCUUCGGCCUCCGAAUCAACAAUGAAGUAGGGGAUGGAUUUUCGUACGUUUAAUUUUGUCUUGUAUUUUGCUAUUGAGUUGGGUUUUGUUGUACCAAACUAUAAAUUCUGCUACUAUUUUUUUUUAACAAAAAGGGUCAUUGAAAU
Messenger RNA from Ilex paraguariensis (yerba mate), 775 nucleotides. The record is from the annotation of a GenBank genome assembly. NCBI's taxonomy places the organism in Eukaryota, Viridiplantae, Streptophyta, Magnoliopsida, Aquifoliales, Aquifoliaceae.